CAUCACUCUCACUCUGGGCCAACAUCCAAAAACAAGUUGCCAUUUCCCUAACCCACAUAGCUAAGCAAGUUCCGACGUGUUCAAUUUACAGAAGCCUCCUAACCAAGUUUCCUUCACUACCCGUUUUAAUUUAAAGCCUCCACCAUUACAGACUCCGUUUCUACCGUGUUGUACUGUCAGGCAUCUUUCAUUUUUCCACCCUUUAAGCUCUGAUCUUGACUUUAUCAUCGUUGUCGUCUAGGAUGGAUCGCACUCAAGAUCGAUCCGAGGUUGUGUUUUUUGACGUUGAAACCAUUUACGCCACUCCCGUCAUUGUGGAGUUCGGAGCCAUCUUGGUUUGCCCCGAGACGCUAACGGAGCGCCACAACUACUCCACACUGGUCAGACCCGCCGACCCUUCCAUCAUCCCUCCCGUGUUCGAACGCAGAAACGGCAUUACUCGAGAUGCUCUCGCCGGUGCUCCUACUUUCGACGACAUCGCUGACAGGGUUUAUGAGCUUCUUCAUGAUCGGAUUUGGGCCGGCCAUAAUAUCUUAGAGCAUGACUGCCUUUGCAUCAGAGAGGCAUUUAGUGAGAUUAAUCGGCCACCACCAGAACCCAAGGCUACUAUUGACUCUUUGCCUCUGUUGACUCGAACGUUUGGAAGGAGAGCUGGUGACAUGAAGAUGGCAAGUCUUGCAACAUAUUUUGGGCUUGGACAACAGAUACAUAGGAGCCUAGAUGACAUUCGAGUGAAUCUGGAAGUUAUCAAACGCUGUGCAGCUGUCAUGUUCUUGGAAUCAAGUUUUCCAGAUGUAUUCACAGUGAAUAGUGGGGUCUCUACAAACACUCCCAGAAAAAGUUGUGGUCAUGGAAAAUCAUUACCAAAAGGAGGCACUGAAUUGGACACAAUAGUUGCUGAUGGAGUUGAUCAUCAACCUCAACCACAAAUGUCUUCUUCUACUGCUUUGUCUGAGGCUAGCAGCAACAAUUUUGCCGUUUUGAAGCCCCAUGAAAUUCUCAUCUCUAGCCUCACCGCAUCUCUUGUUCAGUCGUAUCAUGGCACUCCGAGGAUACAACUGUUACACGAUAAUUUCCCUUUCCAGCUUUCUUGUGCUGAUCUCAAAAUCCGGUUUGGAAUAAGCGAUCUGAUGUAUUAUGAUGAUGCAGGCCGACCAAAGUUGGAUUUUGUGGUUGAUGCAUCACAAAGCUUUUGUGAGGUUCUUGAAGCUUGUGACGCUAUUGCACAGAGGUUUUCUUUCGGUUCUGGCAGUAGCUCUGAUUGGAGGCCACUUGUUGUUACCAGAAAAGAGGGCUUCGUCCAUUAUCGUACUGUCAAGUUACGGAUUCCUAUAUCAGAAUGUGGGGACGUUGUCAGAUUUGCAAAUAAAGUAUACAAGAAAGAACCAUCAGGCACUGUUCAAAAGCUGCGCUUCAAUUAGUCUGAUACUACAGAGCUGAGUUGCUUGUUGAAGCCAGGGACUCUUGUUGAUGCAGUGAUCUCCUUAGAUCCAUAUGACUAUCGACAGAAAGCAGGGAUUAAAUUGGUUGCUCAAAAAUUGACCAUACAUGAGUAGAGGGAAUAUAUAUACCUGUGUUGGCUAGGUGACAAUCACAUGCCAACAAAUAGCAAACAAUAAUAGAUUAUUAUCGAAUGUAUGAAAUGAAUAUUAGUUGCUGUAAAGUUAUUUAACUCCAAUGAUGCUAGCUUCAUUCAGUGUCGGAAUAUUCAUUAAUAAGCUGGCAUAUUUGACGGACACCCCUAUAUCUUAUUCUGCGGGGAGACGAUUACAAGAAAAAUCCGUCCCCGUCAGGGCUGCUUCUGUGAGGCCAUCUUUGUGGAUCAUUUCUUUUUUCCGAAUCAAAAUUGGUUGAAGUGAGAUCCCCAUGCUCAGUAACUUAGUAUUAGCCUGUUUCUCCCUCAUCAGAGAUUGUUGUUUAGACAUUAUACACGAUUUUAAUGCUUUUUGGU
Molecule: messenger RNA, 1951 nt
Organism: Prosopis cineraria
Lineage: Eukaryota; Viridiplantae; Streptophyta; Magnoliopsida; Fabales; Fabaceae
Product: protein NEN3-like
Exons: 7
Coding region: 243-1421 (392 amino acids)
Molecular function (GO): nucleic acid binding; 3'-5' exonuclease activity
Source: RefSeq, a predicted model, not a curated record